Thecamonas trahens ATCC 50062 is the source of this 2013-nucleotide messenger RNA. Its product is annotated as lipoprotein. Gene Ontology annotation, molecular function: FAD binding; oxidoreductase activity. Bases 7 to 2013 code for a protein of 668 amino acids. NCBI's taxonomy places the organism in Eukaryota, Apusomonadida, Apusomonadidae. The record is from RefSeq and is a predicted model, not a curated record. The transcript has a single exon.
CUCGCCAUGGUCAUGCAUCUUUCGCUCGGCAUGCUUGUGGGUGCGCUCAUGGUCAGUGUGCUCGCUGCUACUGCUACUGCUACUGCUGCUGCUGCUGCUGCUACCAGGGACCACGACCUCCCGCCGCUGGUCCUGCCGUGCGGAGAGACGCUGUGGCCCGACUCGCCGGACUUUGCCAACGCCACGCGGAUCAACAACAUGCGGUUCUACACGGCGCCGCAGGUUGUGGCUGUAGUGGCCUGUGCCGAGGACAUCGGCACGGCGCUCAAGUACGCCAAAGCCCACGGGCUCAAGGUCGCCAUCAAGAGCGGCGGCCACUCGGCGGUCGGCUACUCGCUCGCAUCGCUGACCAUCGAUCUCUCGGCCUCGACCGCCUCGCACUUUGUCGAUGCGGGCAGCGGCAAGUAUCUGGUCCAGGCAGGCGCCCGCUGGGUUGACGUCUACGCCCGGCUCAACGGCUCGUGCUGGCAGAUCGCAGGCGGAGGCUGCCCCACCGUCGGGGUCGGCGGCUACACCCUUGGCGGCGGCAUCUCCUUUGCUUCGCGCGGCUUGGGCCUCGCCGCCGAUCAGCUUGUCGCUGCCACUGUUGUUUCGGUCGAUGGCGAGGUGGUGACCGUCGGCGAGGACUCGCCGCCCGGAUCGCCCGAGGCCGACCUGUUCUGGGCGCUCCGUGGCGGCGGCGGUGGCAACUUUGUCGUCGCCUACAACUUCACCUUUCAGCUCGGGCGCGCGCCGGCGUGUGCUGCCACCGGCUCGCCGGACGGCGUCAUCGGCGCCUUGGUCUGGCCGCUCUCUGUCGCGCCCAGCGUCCUCCGCGCCUACGGCUCGGCCUUCCGCUCGCUCCUCGCCGCCAUGCCCGACGUCUCACUCCCUGGCCUCUUCCGCCACACCCCGGACGGUAGUCCGGUUUUCCAGAUUACGGUCAUGGCCAACGAAGAUCCCGACCUCUUCUACGCCCAGCAUCUGCCGGCCAUCCUAGCCGCGCUGCCCAAGCCGGCCAACAUCUCGCUGGAUGUCAUUUCGCUCCCGGCGUGGGAGCUGGCGCAAGGCACCGGUGAGACCGGGGUCGACGGCCGGCUGCUGCUGGUCAAGUCGGGCGUGCUGGCCGGACCAAGCCACGUCGGCCUCGCCGCCGACAUCCUCGUCGAUGCCUUUGCGUCGUCGCCGUCCAAGCACACCGUCAUGCUCUGGCACUGCGGCGGCGGCGCGAUUGCGCGCGUCCCUCAGUCUGCCACCGCCUUUUUCCAUCGCGACUACAACCAGAUCUACGAGAUCAAGGCGCUGUGGAACUCGCCAGCCGAGACGCAAGCCAACUCUGCAUGGGCCGAUGCGCUCUCAGCCAAGCUCGCCCCGCUCACUGGCGGCGCGAGCUACGUCAACUACAUCGAUGCCACGCUACCAAACUGGCAGGCUGCGUACUACGGAAGCAACUACCCGCGACUGGUUGCUGUCCGCUGCGAAUGGGACCCGCACAGCGUGCUUGGCUUUGCGCAGGGAAUCGGUGGCGACUGUCCGCCGCCGCCGGCCUCGCAAUCCACCACACCCGCCGCCUGCGACGGCGGCGCCAUCAAGGACGCCAUGGCGGCGUUCCAGGCGGCUCAGAUUGCGCGCGACGCGGCAGCCGCCGCCGCCCUCUUUGCUCCUAACGGCACGUUUAACGUCCCCGCCGGCGUCGCUACCACCGUCGGCCGUGCCGCCAUCGAGGCCGGCUUUGCCUCGUUCUUUGCCUCGCUCAUCUCGCUCGACGAGGCCGUCACCUCACCAAUUGUGGUCUCGGCCAACGUCGGCGCGUUCUCCAAGAUCAUCACCGAGCGCGUCCCGACGCCCGGCACCGGCAAGCCAUGUACCAUCGUUUACCCGGUGACCAACUGGUUCGAGUUUGGCUGCAGCUCCCCCCAGCUCGCCGGGCUGCGGGCCCCGCGCCAGCACCUCCCGCUCAUCACCUCGUUCACUGCCGCCUUCAACACCUCGCUUCAGGCCGAGCAGCUGCAGGCGUGCGUCCACGGCGUGUGA